Molecule: messenger RNA, 2942 nt
Organism: Electrophorus electricus (electric eel)
Lineage: Eukaryota; Metazoa; Chordata; Actinopteri; Gymnotiformes; Gymnotidae
Gene: gnao1b
Product: guanine nucleotide binding protein (G protein), alpha activating activity polypeptide O, b
Biological process (GO): G protein-coupled dopamine receptor signaling pathway; adenylate cyclase-modulating G protein-coupled receptor signaling pathway
Cellular component (GO): heterotrimeric G-protein complex; cytoplasm
Molecular function (GO): GTPase activity; G-protein beta/gamma-subunit complex binding; corticotropin-releasing hormone receptor 1 binding
Source: RefSeq, a predicted model, not a curated record
CUGGUUGUCAUUGCCGCCGCCCAAUAGAGUCCUGCGAUCCCGCGAGCGAGUACAGGACGACCUCCCUACCCAGAGCCCGGAGCGCGAGCUUCAGUGACCCCAAAUUCAUAUUGGAUGCUCUAACAACGUUAUACGAAGGCUGAACUUAAUAGUGAGAGUCGGGGGGAGACAGGGACGCAAUUUUGGAUCUAUACCGCUCGUGCUCCGUCUCAGUCUUACCAUGGGGUGCACGUUAAGUGCAGAGGAGCGCGAGGCUCUGGAUCGGAGUAAAGCGAUCGAGAAAAACCUGAAAGAAGAUGGAAUUCAUGCCGCCAAAGUAGUUAAACUACUACUGCUGGGCGGCGGAGAGUCUGGGAAGAGCACUAUUGUCAAACAGAUGAAGAUUAUCCAUGAAGAUGGUUUCAGCGGAGAUGAUGUCAAGCAGUUUAAACCUGUCAUCUACAGCAACACUCUUCAAAGUCUGGCUGCCAUUUUGCAUGCUAUGGAGACCCUCGGUAUUGAGUAUGCAGAUAAGGACAGGGCUGCUGAUGCAAAGCUCGUCUUUGACAUCGUUAACCGGAUGGAGGACACUGAGCCAUACUCUCCAGAGCUGCUGAUGGCUAUGAUACGCCUGUGGAAAGACGGAGGAACUCAGGCCUGUUUUGGCCGCUCGCGGGAAUACCAGCUGAACGACUCGGCUCAGUACUACCUGGACAGUUUGGAACGAAUCGGAGCAUCAGACUUUUUGCCCACUGAGCAGGACAUUCUGAGAUCACGAGUUAAAACCACUGGCAUCGUGGAGACACAUUUCACUUUCAAAAAUCUCAACUUCAGGCUCUUUGAUGUAGGGGGACAAAGAUCUGAGAGGAAAAAAUGGAUCCACUGUUUUGAGGAUGUGACUGCUAUUAUCUUUUGUGUAGCUAUGAGUGGGUAUGACCAAGUGCUGCAUGAGGAUGAAACAACGAAUCGCAUGCAUGAGUCUCUCAUGCUCUUUGACUCCAUCUGUAAUAAUAAGUUCUUCGUUGACACCUCUAUCAUCCUCUUCCUAAACAAGAAGGAUCUUUUUGGAGAGAAGAUCAAGAAGUCUCCACUGACGAUUUGCUUCCCAGAAUAUGCAGGCCCAAACACAUAUGGAGAAGCUUCUGCAUAUAUACAGGUGCAGUUUGAAGGCAAGAAUCGCUCUCCAAACAAAGAGAUCUACUGCCACCAGACGUGUGCUACUGACACAGGGAACAUCCAGGUGGUCUUCGAUGCUGUCACUGACAUCAUCAUCGCCAAUAAUCUGCGUGGGUGUGGCCUGUACUAAACCCCUGCUCCAUUAGGCUCUGAUUGGUUGAUUUUUUUGUCCCUCGUUAUGAUAACGAGAGAGUGAACUGAAAUGCCACCCCUUUAUCACAGCACUCCCAUUCUUCACUUCCUGUUUUUUGUCUUUUGUUCAGAUUACCUUUUUGAUAUAUUGAUUUUGUGGUUUGUAUGUUAAUGUUUAUAUUAUUGGCUGAGAGAAACAUGGGUAUGUGUGCGAAUGUGAAGGGUUAAUACUAAGAGCUUGUGCAUAGACUGGGGUAAACAUGGAUGCAUGUGUGUGAAGUCACUAUGGAUCAGAGAGGGUUUUUUUUUUUUGGUUGUCUAUACAGAGCAGAAAAGAAGUGCUGGUGUAGAAAAGUAUGACCUUCCCAUAAAAGAAUCAGAGGGUUAGGGUUAAAGAAUCAGGGGGUUAGGGUUAAAGAAUCAGGGGGUUAGGGUUAAAAAGUAAGAGGGGUAGGGUAAAAGAAUCAGAGGAGCCCACGGAUCAAUUUCUCUUUCAUUUUAUUUGAUUAUUUAAUAUGUGUGAAAUACUGAAUGACUAAAAAUUAGACAUUGUCAUUGUCAUUCUCACUGCUUGUUAAUCUGGCUGAUCUGAAUGAAUGAAUGUCAAGACUGAAUGCUGUUCAGUGGGAGCUCUCAUGCCAAAAUAAACUGAGCAGUGUUUGGGUCUUAGCAGUGUUUGGGUCUGAACAGUGUUUGGGUCUGAAUACUGCCUAGAUUUAUCCAAUGGCUUCAAACUGUAAAAGGAAAUAUAUGUCAAUCACUGAACCUUUUCAAGCAGUGUGAUGUCAACAGCACAGCAUUCUCUCUUCCUGAGCACAAGUACUUAAAAUUUAUUUGUUCAGUUGUUUGUAAAUUAUUCAUUUAUUUAUUUGUUCAAUAAUUUAUAUGCAAGGUAAUGGGUGUGUUUACAUUUUGUAUCUCCUACACAUCAAAUAUAUCAAUAAUGUCAGGUUAUGCAUACACAACAGAUCACUUGUGUAUUGUAUACAACAGUACACUAAGAGCUAUAUAACAACCUUUAGAUAAAAAUUAAACUAUCACAUAAAAAUGCAAACCUUAAAAUAUAUUUGACUAAAUUAUGAAUAAAUAGGGAAUUGUUUGUGUUUAUUAAUUUAUUCUUCUGUAUGCUUGUGUGCAUGUGUAUGUGUGUGGGCAUGUAUACAAUCUGUCAUUUGACCUGUGACCUGUUACUUAACCCAGAUUGCUUUUCAUCUACUUCCUCCUCUUUUUUCAGAUGUGAAUGGUGUUUUUAUUUGUGUGUGUGCGGGUGUGCAUGUGUAUUACAUUCCCUUUCUGUCCCUUGGGGUGUUCUACAUUCUACUACAGGUUUUAUCUCUCAAACUGAUGAAAUGUUUACAUUAAAAUCACAGUUUAGCACCACCUCCACUAAGUAGUUUGUCUUAUCAUUUAACAAGCAUUUAACUGUUUAUUUUACCUCUGCAUGAACAAUUGUAAAGAAAAAAUAUAUAUCCAAAUAUUUUUGUGAUGUACACAUUCUUUAUUUGUGAUGUACAUGUUCUUGAGGGAAGAAUUUGCUAAUUAAAUAAAAAUACAAAAAAUAUCGAAUAAAAAAUAAAAUUGGCUUCCAGCUGUUAAACGUAGGCUGUUAUUAUAUAAUAGAAAUAAAAGACAGAAAUAAAAGUCUUGUGCAUGUG